Messenger RNA from Drosophila busckii, 656 nucleotides. Its product is annotated as maker292. The coding region runs from base 106 to 588 and encodes 160 amino acids. The record is from RefSeq and is a predicted model, not a curated record. The transcript is spliced from 3 exons. Lineage: Eukaryota; Metazoa; Arthropoda; Insecta; Diptera; Drosophilidae.
AAGCGGCAACUCUGCAUGACAGCGCUAAUCCUAGUCUAAAGCUAAUUGAAGAAUUACUUAUUGCCCCCCGUGCUGUGCGUCAACGGGAACGAAUCAAGCUAAAAUAUGAGCGAGAAUAAGCAGCCACUGGAUUUGAGCCUAACUGCACAUGGCCAGAAGCAGGCAGCCAAGCAAACAAUGGAUGAGACCAUCGAUGGUGCUGGUGCUGCUGCUGCCUGUCAGCAAUAUUAUGAUCGACUGGGUGCCAAGCCAAAGCGUCGCACUUUUCCACUAACAACAACUGGAGAGAAACCCAAUUUCAGUUUCUAUCGCUCUGCCAAAGCGCAGCACCGGCCGCUGAACCACUGGCCAAACAAUUGGACAAGUAGCUGGCAGAACCGCAGAAGCUUGCCAACUAUUGUUGAGAGCGAGGCUGAUAUGACGGAGAAUUUGCUCAAAGACUGUGCCGCCUACUUUGAGAACUUGAAGCUCAGCGAGCAGCAGCAGCAGACCAAGUUGGAUGCCAAGCCGCUGCGCACCAGAGAUGAGAACAUGCCAGCUGCAUAUGAGAAGAAAGCCAGACUGCGUCCGAAGGAAAAAACCGAUUAAAGUACUUACCCUGCUGGAAUAAGCUGGAAGCUGAAAGAAAUAUAAAAAGCAAACAAUUAAUAAAAACG